Molecule: messenger RNA, 4225 nt
Organism: Thunnus maccoyii (southern bluefin tuna)
Lineage: Eukaryota; Metazoa; Chordata; Actinopteri; Scombriformes; Scombridae
Product: coiled-coil domain-containing protein 138-like
Exons: 15
Coding region: 271-2130 (619 amino acids)
Source: RefSeq, a predicted model, not a curated record
AAACAAGACUGGUUGUAGGCUGAGUUAAGUUAAUAUAAACUAAGUAGAGAAAUACCGGAAGUGCGAGGAUUGAAAUUUCAAAUUAAUGCAUCUCAAACAGCCGAAAGACUACACGUGUUUCUUACAAUCGAUUUUAAUUUGGCAGCUCCAACUGGAAGUGUGUAUUACUUUGCGUCAACUUGAUACUAACGACAGCUGAGCUGCAACUAAACUGCAGAAACUCAAGCCCGCAGCAUUUUUAGAUUUGAAUGACAGUAAUAUUAACAAGCUAUGAACAAGCAGUUUAAGACCGACAUGACUGAUACAGUCGAGAAACCUACGCAGAAAUAUUUGGAGAGGAGAAAACAGUUGCUAUCAGAGGAAAAGGCCUCAAAAAGCAGUGAUGAAGCAGAACAAAGGCUCGUUCUCGCCCAUAGAUCCAAACAGCCAAGUAAAGAGUUGAAAUGCUACCGCAAAACUUUGCAUGAGCUGUUUAAAGCCAUUUCCAGCUGUCCUGACCAGUUUUGUAGUGAUAGUAGUUUACAUGGCAGUGAUGAGGACCUCAGUGGGGACUGCACAUCGACUCCCCUUCAGGACUCUCAGGUGCUGUUUACAGAAACAGAUGUGACCUUGCCUUCUUGUCUGGAUGGUAGCCCAGGGUCCCACCAAACUAAGGCCCAGUUACAGAGAGCUUGCCAAUCAUCCGACUCAUGCCGCUCCCCUUCCUCAUCAUUAGCGAAGGUUUACCAGGAGAUGAUGACCAUCUAUGAACAACUAAAGGCGGAGCGACAAAGCCAGCAGCAGUGGGAGAGGCAGCUACAGGAGCGAGAGAGGAGGCUGAAACAACAGGAGGAGGCCCUGGGAAAGCUGACUGGGCUGGAGGAGAUGCUCCACACUCGGAUCGUGGCUGUACAGGAGAAACACCAGCAAGAGCUGAGCCAGCUGCAAGAUCUCCUUCGAGAGCGGAGCAAGGAGAACAGGAGGCUCAAGUCCAGCUUUGACACCAUUAAGGAGCUGAAUGAUAACAUGAAGAAACAGUUGAAUGAGAUCAGUGAACAGAAUAAGAAGUUGGAAAGCCAGUCCAAGAGGGUGCAGGCUCGACUUGAAAACCUACAGAGAAAACAUGAGCACAGCAUAGCAUCAAGAGGUUGCCACAAAGUGAGCACAGAGUGUGUUAAAGCAUCCAAAAAGGAGAAAGCUGCUGCUCCUUUAAAACCCAGCAACAAGGGCAGCUCCAGUCACACCACACUAAAGCUCCUGGCCUUUCUGUUGGACUGGGUACUUGAUGGACAGACGCUCUCAUCAACAGCAGGAAAUGAAGGGAAAGAUGUAGGCCAGUUUCUGCCUCCGGAGGUUAUACUCAACGAGAGAUGCCUCAAGGUGCUGCCGUUAUUAGCAGAUCAGCUUUCUCAAAUUCAUUUGUCGGAACCUGACCUCCUCCUCAACCUUCUUCGCCUCAUCCAUUGGGCUUUGAGACAAAUCGAAAACAGCGCACAGCAUGUAGCUCUAUUUGCCACUCUGCGGCGGAUAGGAGAGACGAUAUCAAAGCCACCAGCCCAGCCAACAGCGUCCCAGUCUGAAGAUCCAGACCUACCCAAGUCCUGCAGUGGGGUUGCUGGUGGACCGUCCAGGAACUGGUCCCUUUACCGAAGCCCCUGUCCUCACACACGCAUCCUCUCCAUCCUCAUCAUCCUCCGCACUGUCACACAAGCUGACGUGUUGGCCCAGGCUCUGGACACCCUCCAUACUGAGAUGAUGUGUGAGGAGAGUCGAGGCCUGUUCAUUUACUACGGAGGAGUGCGCAUAUUGCUGUCGGUGCUUCGGGUCGGCCGUGGAGGGCUGCAUCCAUCCAUAGAUAUUCUGAUGCAGCUCACAGAACAGUCGCGCUACCUAAAUCCCUUCCUGGAGGCAUGUAGCUGUGACGAGUUUUUCCGAACGGUCUCCCAGCUUCUUAAAACCCCUCAUCUGGAGUUGCCAUCCCUGGAAAAGCUCUCCAUCCUUCUACAGAAGCUCUCCGGCAUCAGGAAGAACCGACGUCUUUUCGAGCUGUCCUCCCUCCACCUCCAGAUACAAGAGCUUCAUCACAAAACCAACCACGCACACACCUUCCUCUGCCUCAACCUCAGGUCCAUCCUCCAGAACCUAAAAUAAAACUCACUCAACACGUGUUUCUCUACCUCAUGCCGGAUUCAAGGUCCGACAUCCCGGUUAGGACAAAGAUUACUCGCCUUCACGACUUCAGCACAUCCACUCGGUCUUUCCAUUUGCGCUCAAACUGUAAUUACCAUAUUUCCAACUGGACUUCAUGGCAGCAGCUCUAUCCUGCUCUACCUCAAAUAACAUAUGCAGACACACACUCUCGACUUAUCCAAUGUUAUGUUUUUGAAGUUCUUUUGUCUGUCAGAAGUUCUUUUUUAAUGUUGUGUAUGUUUGCACUUUGUGACCUGUUUUUGUGUUCCUCGAUGCUAAUCUGAUGUCUUGUCUCUUUAUGUGUUUAAAAUGCUUGCCAGUGGUCUUAAUGGGUGUCUCAUGUGCUCAGAGGAAGCGAGGCUGUGACUGUGAAGCUUUUUAAUGGUAGUAAACAAAAAGAACCGAAGGACAUUAAGAUUGGACGGCAUAUGAAAUGCUGAAAUCCAUAUGUUUUGAAUAAACUUGUCUUAUUUGUUUGUUACAGAUCACGGGUGGGAUUGAUGGGGGUAAUGUUCUCAGUAUGGGACACACUGGUGGUGUUGGUUGAUGGAGGAGAUUGGAGGGACUGGAACAAUUACAGCUGAUAUUUAAAACGUACUUGUUCAGAGCCACCCGGAAGUGCUCAGCUGGUCUGGAUUUGAAAGUGGUGCAUCCGCUUUUUUAAGAGCUUUACAGCAUCUGAAACUAACUUUGCAGGAGUUUAUGUUCAGUUCAAGUUUUGUCAGUGUUUAUUUUGAUGAAAAAUUUGUUGGAUAUGUUGUUGGAUCAUAUAUUUAUUGUAGAACUGAUCAAUAUUACACUUAUUGUCUAACUUGAAUUGAUGAGUCUAUAGAUGAUUUCUAAUUUCGACUAUAACAUUUACUCAGAUUUCUCACAAGAAUGCAUUUAUUUUUAUUAAUCAGUUUUUCAUCAUUAUGUUUGGUCUGAGGCUGUGACUACAGUAAUGAUUAUUUUCAAGAUCAGUUCAUCUGUGAAAGAUAUUUUUAAUUUCUGUGCAUUUCUAAGCACAUUUGAUGAUAAUGGGAAGAACAGAGAUGCAGACUCCUCACCUUUCAGCAAAAUUCGCUUUUUUGAGGUCAAAAUAGGUCACCUACGAGAUUCGUGUAGAUCCGAGGAGAAUUGAUUAAUUUUAACUUCAGCAAUACAAAUCAUUGGUUUGGAGCACAAAAUUCUAAUUAUGUGGUUUGGUGCUUUCCACUCAUAUAAACCCUGAGAACCUCUAAUGCACAUCUUAAAGGGCGUCUCAUGCAUUACCAUGACAACAGCAAAACAACAAACAACAGCAAAUUGACAAAUGGUUUGAUUUCUACAAGUUGAUAAGUCAGUGGUUUUCAUGGCUGCUUAUCUGUUUACACGGCAAUGACAGACAACUUUAAUUUACACCAGUUUAUUUGAUGCGUAUUUGAAAUAACAGUAUUAUGAGUAUUAUGGUAAUACCAUGUUGUUUCCUCCUUGGUAACAGCAUCAAUAUUUUCAUAGUUUUAUUACGGUAAUCAAAGACAAAUGUUUGAAUUCACAUUUGCAUUUAUGUUACUUGUCAUAUGUAAUUAUGCAUAUAGACUAGAUUUAAACGUUUUAUGAGUUUUACCAAUUACAGGCCUGAUAGUGGAAGAGUGUUACUGAAGAAGCUACUGUAAGCUGAUUUCCAAAAUACUUCUUUAUCUUGUUGUCUUGUUUUUGUGUUGUUGAUGUAUUCAGCUUCUACAUCUGUUGAUUCUUUUUAUGUGUUUUAUUCGGGGUUGUUUUACACCAUAAUGAAUAAGUUUUCAGGCAGAUGUAAAUAUACUUAUUAGUAACUAGAAAUGAGCAUGUAAAGCAAAUAUGUUUCAAAAUUUUCUCCCAGGCGAACAUGUCCCCAGAUCACACUAGUUGUGGCUUUUCUCUAUUCACGCAAUGUUCUCACCUUUUUUACCCCUUACCUGUUGGCAGGUUAAAAUUUAAAACAUUGUGUGACAGUUAAUAUUUAACAGAAACCACCUGCUGGAGAAAACAUUCAAGAACAAAGAUGUUUAAAAAUGUUCUGCCAAACUAAAUUCAACUUGUUUGAGACAUUUAA